Molecule: messenger RNA, 195 nt
Organism: Gongylonema pulchrum
Lineage: Eukaryota; Metazoa; Nematoda; Chromadorea; Rhabditida; Gongylonematidae
Source: the annotation of a GenBank genome assembly
AUGGCGGAAUCGAGCCCUGACGAAGUGGGCGGCGGUGUUUUUUUGAGUGAUGGAAUCAUGGGUUUGAUUCAACCAGCAGUUGAACAAGAGCAACAAGCGCCAUACGAUCUUGAUUCAUACGUCAGAAAGUUGGAUGAUUCGAAAAGAAGAAUAGCGGCAAUUGGUAAUUCGCUUCAAAAUGUGCACGAUCGCCUA